Molecule: messenger RNA, 2205 nt
Organism: Trypanosoma theileri
Lineage: Eukaryota; Euglenozoa; Kinetoplastea; Trypanosomatida; Trypanosomatidae
Product: adenosine deaminase
Exons: 1
Coding region: 1-2205 (734 amino acids)
Biological process (GO): inosine biosynthetic process; adenosine catabolic process
Molecular function (GO): adenosine deaminase activity
Source: RefSeq, a predicted model, not a curated record
AUGUCUCAAGAAGAAAACGUACAGUCUUCAACAGAUAUUCAUACUACUACUACUGCUACUAAUAAAGAUAAUAAUAAUAAUAAUAAUAAUAAUAAUAAUAAUAAUAAUAAUAAUAAUAAAGAUAGUGAUGAUCUCAGUUCCUCUUCUCCUUAUGCAUUGCAGUUUGAAGAAGCCUGGAAAAGAUACCGCAGCCACUCUCAGUCACUACGGCUGGAGAAUAUACCCAAAGUAGAUCUCCAUUGUCAUUUGAAUGGAAGUAUUAGCCCCGCACUGGUAGAACACAUGUCCCGUUUACAAAAACAACAACAACAAGUACUAAAAGAAAAAGAAGAAGAAGAAAAGAAAAAAGAAAAAGAAGAAAAUCAAAAUUGUGAAAAGGAGAUCAAUACAGAGAUGAGUUCGGCAUCAUUUAAAGGAAGUCAUCUCCAUCAUGCAGAUAGUAUAUUAAAUCAAUUUCAAAACCCUGCAGAUCGUAUGAAGUAUUGUUUUACUGUAUUUGAUAAUAUUUAUAAAAUCAUGACCAAUCUUGCCUUUACACGUAUGGCUGUGCAGGAUUUACUUUUUUAUUCCGCAGCUGAGAAUGUGUUUAUAUUAGAAAUACGUACUUCUUUACGGGAUGGACUUUACAAAACUCUACGAGCUGCUGAAGAGAAAAUAACAUCAGAGAGUAUUUCAAAGAAAAUGUAUUUGGAGACGAUUAUUUAUACAGUGGAACAUCUCAUCAAAGGUGGAGUUGUGGACUUUGAAACCGGUGAACUUGUGCCUAUUGGGAGACCUUUACCAACAGGAUGGUGGGAUUACUUUAAAAACUUGUAUGGUUCACUUGUUUCCACUACUAAUGUAGAUGUGAACCCUAUGGAAAGAAAAGAAGAAGAAAAGAGGAUGAAGUUAUUAUGGGAAAAUAUUCGUAAACAUUUAAUGUAUCGUAUGCAUAUUCGUCUUCUUGUUUCUAUCAAUAGAGGACACAGUGUGGAGGCGGCGAUGGAGGCUGUUGUGUUAGCAAAGGAAAUACAGCGGGAACAGUUAGAUCGCUUCUUCUCUUCUCUUCACACUAACACUAUAUCUACACAGUGGGAGAAUAAUAGUAAUAGUAAUAGUGAUAGUGAUAAUAGUGAUAAUCAAUGGAGAGAGGUUUUAUUACGAAAUAUGAUUCGUCAUGUCUGUUGGUUGACUGGUAUAGAUUUCUCUGGUAAUUGUUACAAGAAUAACUUUACAGAGUUUCUCCCUGCACUUACACUAGUUCGACAAAAUAAUAAUAAUAAUAAUAAUAAUAAUAAUAGUAAUGGGAAUAUUGGUUUACCGUACGCUUCACUUGGUAUUACUUUACAUGCGGGAGAAAAAGAAGAUGCGGCGGAGUUAACAGCGAUGAUUACAUUUGCCCCAGAACGUUGGGGUCAUCUUGUCUUUACAGACACUAAUAAUAUCUCUAUUAUUAUUAAACAACAUGAUGCUAUUGAACUCUGUAUUACCAGUAAUGCUCUUACAGGAGGCUACUCCGAUGUGGAGGAUCAUCACAUUGGGGAUAUUUUAAAAAAACAAGAAGAAGAAUAUUCGGAGAAUGUACAAAAGAAGAAAAAUAAUAAGAAUAAGAAUAAAAAUAAUAAUAAGAAUAAUAAUAACUCCAUUAUGUUAAUAGAAUUAUUAACAAAAGCAGAGGACGCUGCGGUGGCUAUGCGAUAUCGUGAAGAAAGACGAUUUGCUCGCUGGAAAAAACCCUCAACGCUCAUCUCUACAGAAAGUAAAGAUGAGAAGGAAAAAGAAAAAGAAAAAAAAGACGGUACUUUUAUUCCCAAUGUCUCUUUCCACACAGACGAUCGCGGUGUAUUUGGCACUUCCGUAACGGAUGAGUUGAAAUUAUUAUUACAACACGGCAGUCUGAAGAGUGAGAGUAGAGAGGCGGAGUUGCAAGUAAAGGCCAUAUGGACAUUGCAGAGACUUUCACUCCCGCAUGUGUUUGAAAUUCCAUUGGAAGUGAUUUAUUAUUAUUAUUAUUGUUAUUCUCAUUGCAUGCGAUCUAAGGAAGGAAAUAAUAAUAAUAAUAAUAAUAAUAAUAAUAAUAAUAAUAAUAGUGAUAGUGGUAGUAGAGAGAGUAUAAAGUAUACAGCGGAGGUGGAGGCGUUAGAUGAAAACGCACGGGUGGAGUUAAGUCGUAUCGAACUCUCUUGGCUGCUAAAGGAUUUUGACAGUUUUUGCUCAUCAUGCUGA